CUGGAGGUGUGGAAGCUGUGACUCAGUCUCUAGCUGUUUCUCCCUUCCCCGAAGAUGACCCUGGAGACAGUGCCGAAGGCUCUGUGGCAUCUGCGGGCAUGUCUGCUGUGUUCGCUGGUCAAGACUAUAGCCCAGUUUGAAUACGAUGGAUGUGAUCAUUGUGAUGCAUAUCUACAAGUGAAGGCUAACAGAGAAAUGGUAUAUGACUGCACCAGCUCUUCCUUUGAUGGAAUCAUUGCAAUGAUGAAUCCAGAGGACAGCUGGCUCUCCAAGUGGCAGCGAGUCAGUAACUUUAAGUCAGGUGUAUAUACCGUGUCAGUCACUGGUCACCUGCCCCAAGGAAUUGUACGGGAGCUAACAAGUCAAGGAGUGGCCUACAAAUCCUAAAGACCUAGCAAGAUGCAGGACUGCUGACAUCUUUGCUGUCCACCUUCUGCCUCUGCUUUGUUUCUGUUAUGGAAUCUGAACAGACAGAACUUCAAAAUCCCUGCUCUUCAAUUCCGAGAAUCAUCAGACUGUU
This is a messenger RNA of Dipodomys spectabilis (banner-tailed kangaroo rat), 520 nucleotides long. Its product is annotated as transcription elongation factor SPT4-A-like. Gene Ontology annotation, cellular component: nucleus; DSIF complex. NCBI's taxonomy places the organism in Eukaryota, Metazoa, Chordata, Mammalia, Rodentia, Heteromyidae. Gene Ontology annotation, biological process: regulation of transcription elongation by RNA polymerase II; positive regulation of DNA-templated transcription, elongation; chromatin organization. Gene Ontology annotation, molecular function: RNA polymerase II complex binding; zinc ion binding. The transcript has a single exon. The record is from RefSeq and is a predicted model, not a curated record. Bases 55 to 387 code for a protein of 110 amino acids.